Molecule: messenger RNA, 1232 nt
Organism: Magnolia sinica
Lineage: Eukaryota; Viridiplantae; Streptophyta; Magnoliopsida; Magnoliales; Magnoliaceae
Product: protein SODIUM POTASSIUM ROOT DEFECTIVE 2-like
Exons: 3
Coding region: 318-956 (212 amino acids)
Molecular function (GO): metal ion binding
Source: RefSeq, a predicted model, not a curated record
AUUGAAAUAUGAACCAGAUCCAAUAUCCACUGUCCCCAAGUGAAGAGUACCUAGCAAAGUCACCAACCUCUACUUUGAGAAUGGAGGACUGGGAUUUUGCAUAUUACUACUAUAUCAGUCUUGCUUUAUUCUUUAAUUCUGUGGGGCUACCCCUUCUUUUUCUCUUUCUCCAUUCUCCUCCCUCAAUCCAACUUUAAAAGCACAUCAGACCACCUCACUUGGAAGUUCCAAUCUCUCUCUCUCUCUCUCUCUCUCUCUCUCUCUCUCUCUCUUUCUCAAAUGCACUUUCAUUAGAACAGAAUUUUCUUCCUUGCACCAUGAAAGGAAUUGAUCUCUUUUGUGCAUCGCCGGCCUCAACGGCUAUAUGUGUGAGCAUAGAUUCAAAGUCUAUGGUCUGCCAUAGCAGUAGAGUCCUUGAUCGGCAGACGCCUCGCUUGAUCGACAGGCAAAGAACCAAACCAUCCAGCCCAUGUACUCAAUCGCUCUCCAAGUCAAAAUCCUACCAUCAAAAGAGCAGGAAGAGCUCGGCAAAACAAACCGAUCUGGCGAGCCCUCCCGGCUCUACUCGAUAUCUCUUGGAUGAUACACCUUUCUUCGACGUGUAUUCAAAUUACAACCACCAUGUUUCCGCUCUGGUUCCGGUGGAGCCGAGGCGAUGUCGGUCCAUGAAAGAAGAUGAAUCAGCUGUGUUGAAAUCUUCUUCUACCAGAUCUCUUGAUCAGGUGGUGGUAUUGAGGGUGUCUUUACAUUGCAAAGGCUGUGAAGGGAAAGUGAGGAAGCACAUCUCUAGAAUGGAAGGGGUGAGAUCUUUCAGCAUAGAUUUCCCAGCGAAGAAGGUAACGGUGAUCGGAAACGUGACUCCAUUGGGGGUGCUGGCGAGCGUGUCCAAGGUGAAGAAUGCACAGUUCUGGCCCUCAUCAUCACCGUCCACGUCAUCGUCAUCGUCCAUUUCCUGAUGAACGGUCAGAAAUAGAAGGGUGCCUCGAAGACACGGUUGUAGAUUACAAAUGAGUGGAAGAUGAUAAUCUAUAUAAUCUAAUAUUGUGUUUGUGUGGGAACCGAAUCUUUGUGGAUAAAACGAGUGUAAUCAUUUCUCGGAAGUAAGGAUUGGUGUCUUUUGGGGUGCGUAUAAAAAUCUGUGUGGGCCCAUGGUCCACCAAUUCCAAUGGUUUGCUGCUCUUUCAUGUAUCUUAACUAGUUUAUGAGAAAUGAUUCGGUGGAUUUUUAAGUUG